UCUCCUCCUCUGUGGUUGAAAAUGAGUCAACGGAAUAUUAAGUCCCCGGCAUUAGAAUAAACACGUCGCGUGUUAAAUCAAAAUCCAAUUCUGUGGUCUAUUAUUUUCUGGCAUAGUAAUGACUGCCAAGGAUUAGGAAUCAAUAUUUCACUGCAGCAGGGACAUUACCGUCUUUAUUCAGGCCGUAAUUGAGUUUUGAGGAGAGGCCCUGCCCUGGAAUCUGCAUUAGAGAUAAGGGCUGCCGUUCAUGGAGGCCAUUACACCUCAGCUUCAAAUCCCUCAACCUUGCAACAUAUUAGCCUUACUACACUGUAACUAACUAAUAAAUACGCGCUCAUAAGUUAGAACUGACUGUUGCUGACCUGGCCUAACUAUAGGAAGCACUCGCUCCUACUAGAGCUAAUUUGUAUUUACACCCGUCAGUAAAGUAUGAAUUCAAUUGCGGAGCAGCUACUAACUGUGUGGGAUUAGCUAUGUGUAAAAAAAAAUUAAAUCCGAAACGUUGAGCUGGCGCGUGCUUCCUGCUCCUUGCUUCUCUCCUGCCAGGACAGAGAAAUGUCCCGGGCCUCACCGCCCCACGCGCGCACCAGCCAGAUAAUAGCCUAUUAGCGCAAGUGGGAUUAAUUUGUAGCCAAUUACAAGGCGUGAGUUGAAAGGGAAUGCAUAAAUAAGGAGAGAGACCGGCGCACACACAGUAUCAGUAUAUGUGUGUGAUAGAGGGUCCUCUAGGGGCCGGCUGUAAGCCAAAGAGGGUGUUGAAAGCUCGAACGGGGGAGAGAGAGCGCGAGAAACAAGAGGCGACGGGGAGGAGAGAGGGAGCUACUCAAAACUGAAGGAGCGGGAGAGAACGCGAGCUGGUUCGAGCUGCUCGCGCAGAGAUACAUCAGCGUCCGUCCCGCCUCCAGCUACUGCCCUGCGGUCACCGCACAGAGGUCAAACUCUGUGCUCUGCGUAUGCGUGCGUGUCAUCGCGGGCUAACUGCCACGCGCUGUGACUCUGGAGAAGUUCUGCUGAAGCGGAGAAGGAUGCAGCCGAAAGAGCCGGAGACAAACAGGCAGAGAGAAGAAGUUUAAAGUUUGAGCGGACAAAAAGUAGCCUCCAGUCAGGCUUAAAGCUUCUCACCUGUCCACACUCCCGGACUUUCCAUGGAAAACCUCCAAAAGCAGAGAACUCCACCUCAGGCUGGACGUGAACAGGACUCAUGAGCUGGCCUUUCGUGUGACGUUUAUCCUCUGAAAUGAAUAUCAUAUAACCGUUUUAAAUCCAACUGGGCUCAAUUUAUUUAUUUAUUUAUUUAUUUAUUUAUUUAUUUAUUUAUUUAUUUAUUUAUUUAUUUAUUUAUUAUCUUUUUCUCUUGUUCCUCUUCUUCGCAUUUAAUUCCGGAUUCCUAAAUUCCAUAAAGUCUAUGGGAAGGAGGGAGUAAAGUGAUGAACCGAGACAGAGGCGCGGCAUCCGGGCCUGGAUCGGACGGGAUCCAGGCGGUGAUGGGACGGGACAGAGCCGCAGCAGGAGGGCCAGUGGUGGACACACUCCAGCCCGCAAUGAGUCGGGACAGACCGGGGAGCGGGGACGGGGUUCAGACGAUGGUGGGCCCUGAGAGCAGGGAGAUGUUGGACGCAGGCGCCGCCGCGGACAAGCGGCUCUUCUCAGUGGCCGCAAGCAGAGAUCCUCAGGCCGUAGAGAACCACACGGAGCCCCCGCCGGUGUUAGCUCCGCCACAACAGGGCCCCGGCCACCGUACCACCUCCUUCUCCGUCCUGGACAUCUUGGACCCCAACAAGUUCACGAGCAACCGGCGACACACGUCGCCGUCGCAGCACGUGAGCCACCACGGGGAGCGCGAGCUGAUCGCUUACGAUGCGGAGAACCGGAGAGCAGGGCCAGGGGAGCGCGAGCUCAGUAGCCUGGAGCCCAGCAAGAGUUGCUACGUCGCAGAGGAAUACCAGAGCAAGGACAGUUUUGUAUACCGAAGUCCAGAUGAAGAGGACUAUCACCGCUCUGGGACUCCAGACUCUGAGGGUCCAGAUGGGACCUACAGCAGCGAGGAGAGCAGCUCUGCUCUGCCUAGCAACGGAGACAGAGAGUUGGGCCAGCACGGCCACUCUGACCCCAGCAGAGACACAAAGAGCCCGGGUGGAGGGCCCCCGGCUCAGAUCAGCAGCGGUCAGAUCAACGCAGGGCAGGGCACCAAGCCCAAGAGGAAACGCUCCGGCUCGGACUCCAAGUCAGGGAAGCCCCGCAGGGCCCGGACUGCCUUCACCUACGAGCAGCUGGUAGCGCUGGAAAAUAAAUUCAAGUCCACACGCUACCUGUCGGUGUGCGAGCGCCUCAACUUGGCCCUGUCCCUGUCCCUCACCGAGACCCAGGUCAAGAUCUGGUUCCAGAACCGCCGGACAAAGUGGAAGAAGCAGAACCCUGGAGCCGAUACCUCGGCCCCCACGGCGGGGGGAGCCGGAGGAGCAGGGGGCGCAGGUGGGGGGACAGGGGGAGGCCUGGGCAGCCUGAGUCCUCUGAGCCCAUCUCCUCCGGUCAGCGGCCACCUGGCCAUGCACGCUGGCUACGCCGGACACCACCACCCCCCCACAGGGAGCCUGGUGCAGCUGCCUUUCCUCACCGCCAGCCAUGUCCUGUCUCCGUUCAUGCUGGGAACUCAGAGCUACGCUGCGCCUGCCUUCUACAGCACACACCUGUAAAGCCACACAGUGAACUGCAGAGCAGCAAACCUUUUUACUACCAGUACCUGAAGACUUUAAAUCAGUGGAUUAUUUUGAUAGAUUGUGAAUAUGAACCAGAACUUGUACAUAAAUCUAUGUUGUAGCUUCCUCUGAAUGCUAUCUGGACCUGCGUGAUAGACCAAGAAUUGAGUUCUUUCUUUCUGUUUAAUUUCACGUCUGUACAAAUACUGAAUGUUUAAGACGUAAGGAAUGGCUUUGAUCUAUCAUCAGUAUUGUGUAAUUCCAGCUGUGAUCGUUUUCAUUUCCCUUAUUUAUUGAAUUUGUUCCAGUUGCUAUGAAAUCCCUGGAUGUGCCAAAUCCUCAGCCCAACAUGAACUGUCCUUUGAUAUUAAAAAGAUGAA
Poecilia latipinna (sailfin molly) is the source of this 3076-nucleotide messenger RNA. Its product is annotated as NK1 transcription factor-related protein 1-like. Gene Ontology annotation, molecular function: RNA polymerase II cis-regulatory region sequence-specific DNA binding; DNA-binding transcription factor activity, RNA polymerase II-specific. The coding region runs from base 1428 to 2693 and encodes 421 amino acids. The transcript is spliced from 3 exons. The record is from RefSeq and is a predicted model, not a curated record. NCBI's taxonomy places the organism in Eukaryota, Metazoa, Chordata, Actinopteri, Cyprinodontiformes, Poeciliidae. Gene Ontology annotation, cellular component: nucleus. Gene Ontology annotation, biological process: cell differentiation; regulation of transcription by RNA polymerase II.